Molecule: messenger RNA, 2031 nt
Organism: Morchella importuna
Lineage: Eukaryota; Fungi; Ascomycota; Pezizomycetes; Pezizales; Morchellaceae
Exons: 4
Coding region: 1-2031 (676 amino acids)
Biological process (GO): triglyceride catabolic process
Cellular component (GO): cytosol
Molecular function (GO): triacylglycerol lipase activity; sterol ester esterase activity
Source: RefSeq, a predicted model, not a curated record
AUGCCUUUUGAACAAGCCCGGGACAACACAGUCCUACAGAUAUACUUGAUAGCCCAGAUCAGUGAUCCAGGUGCGUCUAUGGCGCAGGACUGUUCCGGGGUGAUUCUACUAGUACUGAUUUUUGUUUCGCUUGUGACAUUGACACUGCUGUAUCUGUAUGUCUCUCGAAAUUUUGCAAAGCUUCUCAAUCUCGAAUCCCCAGAGCCACUCGCAAAUCUAUAUACAAGAUCAUAUUUUCGCGCAACAUGGGUCAUGACUGCACUAGAUGCUGGCUUUUGGACCGCCAUGAGAAUAAAAAGCAAGUGGUUGAGAGACUUGUGUAGUAUAAUCUUUAGCCUGUAUUAUCUGGUGGCGGCCGAAAGAGCAGAUGAGAAAGUUCGUCGAGUACGUGCAACAAUUACAGUCGAGCAUAUGCGUAUAUCUUGGAACAAAUCUACAACUCCAUAUCUCAAAGCGCUUACGAACUUCCUUCAUCCAAGGCCCAAUAAGUUUGGACCUCGUCACAUCCGCAUUUCCCGUCCUAAAGAAUCAGUAUAUCGUACACCUGUCGACGCCUGGAUAUAUUUUGAAGGAACCCGAGAGGAACUCCAAGCAUGCAAGAAGAUAAUUCUUGAUUUUCCCGGCGGAGGCUUCGUCUCAAUGUCACCUCGACAUUAUGAUGACUCUCUUCUCUAUUGGGCUAGAAAAUGCCCUGGGAUUCCUGUUAUUGCCGUGGACUAUAAACUCGCUCCAGAAUUUCCAUAUCCAUACGCCCUCAACGAGUGCUAUGAUGUUUAUCAUAGUAUCGUCUACACACGGGGUGCGUGCGUUGGAUUAUCUGGGGAAGUCCUACCAAGAAUAGCGUUAAGUGGGGAUUCGGCGGGAGGGAAUUAUGCGGCUGGGGUUACUCUAAUGAUCCUCAAUUCUACAAGUACUAGCUCUACAGGGCAUUUGAUGGAAGAGGGUUGGCAAGGCCUCCCGUUACCGGAUGGUCUAGUUUUAAUUUACCCAUCCCUGGAUCUUAGCAUCAGUUCCUGGAUGAGUGAUGACCAGAUGAAACUAGUUCGUCAAAAGGGUAUGAGGAGAACAAACAAGAAUGUCGUAAAAAGAAAAAGCGAAUAUUUUGAGAAGGCCAGCGGCAUUGAACCAGAGGUAAAGGGGAGGGACGACGAUAUCGAUGAGGAUGAGGAAAGCGAUACCGAACCACCCAUAGGAAAUAAGACUGUGAUCCCGAGAGUGGACUUGGAUAAAAAGUUCGACGAUAAUAAAGUUCCCACCACUAUUACUAGCAGACCGAAGCCACUUUCAACAAGGCUUGCAAUGGCAUCCCGGCUCUCAUACUUCAAUGACCGUAUUCUCACUCCGGAGAUGAUGCGCGCCAUGGUAAUUCUCUACAUUGGCCCUCAUAACCGUCCUGACUUCACCACCGACUUUCUUCUCUCUCCAAUCGUCGCCCCCGAGAGCUUGUUAGCACGAUUUCCUAAGACCUUCUUCCUCACAGGAGAACGAGAUCCUUUAGUUGACGACACCGUCAUUUUUGCUGGCAGAAUCAGACAGGCCAAACAAGACGUCUGGCGUCAUCGGCGAGACAUGGGGCUGGAGCAUCGGUACAGCUUGUCAGAUGAUGGAGUGGAAGUUAGUUUGAUUCCCGGAAUCAGUCAUGGAUUCUUACAGAUGGGAGCACUGUAUCCCGAGGCAGCCCGGGAGAUCAGUAAGUGUGCCGCAUGGCUGAGAGAAAUAUUGGAAGAUAAGCCUGAGGACGAAGGUGAAAAGUUGGGAAAUGGCACCUGGAGAAAUCACGAAAGAAGCUUUACAGGAGGAAGUAUGACAAGUGGGGAUGAGGACAAGCCUUUAGAAAUGGCACUUCUUCCCGGAAGAGGCAGAGCCAAGACCAACGGGGUAAGCAGGGGAAGAGGGUAUGGUAGAAAAGGUAGUAAUGGUAGCCUGGGGAGUGAGAUCGACUUGGUGGGUAGGAGAAUGCAAGGUCUAGCAGGCCCAUUAACCGCGAGAAUCGACGAUGAUGAUGAUGAAGGGGACGAACUGAUGUAUUAG